GGUAGCGUGAAAUUGUUUGACUGGGGUGUAGUGGUAGUAGGGUGGGGGGAAAGGAGGGAAAUGUCUGUUUUAUCCGCCUUUCUUUAGAUUUCAUUUCCCUCCAGAGCUGAAUGUGACGUCAGAGCGCGGCGGUCCGGGGGCUCCGAGGGAAGCGCAGCAACAGGGCGCAGAGCAGCAUGUGUGGGAGCGCAGGAGCCCGGCGUGCGGGCGAGCAGAGCCAGCCUCCGUGCGCCGCGCCGCAACGCGGAAAGCGCUGACACCAUGCCGGGAUCCGGGGCUGCCAGUGUGCAGAGAGCAUAGCGCCGCCGAGAGGUGAAACACAGCCCGGGUGACAACGCAAACGCGAAGCUUAUCGGAGGCGAGCCGACAGAAGUAUUUCCAUACUGUCUUUGGAGGAAGGAGGCGAGAGCUGCAGCAUGUUACGGAGGAGGCUCCGCCGGCUGUUCGGUGGAGAUGAGAAGAGAGUGGGCAGCAGGACGAUCUGCGUGGGAUGCAGGUCGUCUCUCACCACGGAGGCCUUUCUCCAGCAAGCCUUCUGUGACAACCGGAUUGUGUCCUCUAAGUACACCGUCUGGAACUUUCUCCCCAAGAACCUUUUUAAACAGUUCAGAAGAAUUGCCAACUUUUACUUCCUUAUUAUAUUUUUGGUGCAGGUAAUAGUGGACACGCCCACCAGCCCUGUUACCAGUGGCUUGCCCCUGUUUUUUUUGAUCACGGUUACUGCCAUCAAACAGGGGUACGAGGACUGGCUCCGUCACAAGGCUGACAAUGAAGUGAAUAAAUACCUGGUGACAGUGGUAGAGGAUGGCCAGAGAGUGCGCAAGGAGAGCGAGAAGAUCAAGGUCGGUGACAUUGUUGAGGUACUUGAGGACCUCAUCCUGUUGCAGUCCAGCCGCGAUGAUGACACCUGCUUUGUCACCACGGCCAGCCUGGACGGGGAGUCCAAUCACAAGACACACUAUACGGUGCCUGAUACAGAGAAGGAGGUGGAAUUGCUGAAUGCGACCAUUGAAUGCGAACAACCGCAACCUGACCUCUACAAGUUCGUAGGCCGUAUGCAAAUCCACAAGGACAGCCAGGACGCUAUGCGGUCUCUGGGCCCAGAAAACUUGCUAUUAAAAGGAGCUACUCUGAAAAACACAAAGAAGAUAUAUGGGGUGGCUGUUUACACUGGCAUGGAGACUAAGAUGGCCCUGAAUUACCAGGGCAAAUCGCAGAAACGCUCUGCUGUGGAGAAGUCGAUCAACGCCUUCCUCAUCGUGUACCUGUUCCUGCUUGUUGGCAAGGCUCUGGUGUGCACCACUCUGAAGUAUGUAUGGCAGAGCCGGCCUGGCAUGGAUGAACCCUGGUACAACCCCAAAACCGUGAAAGAGAGAGAGUCCAACCUGUAUCUGAAGAUGUUCACGGACUUCCUCUCCUUUAUGGUACUCUUCAACUUCAUCAUCCCCGUGUCCAUGUACGUCACAGUGGAAAUGCAAAAGUUCCUGGGCUCCUUCUUUAUCACCUGGGACAAGGACUUCUUUGACACCGAGAUCCAGGAAGGGGCCCUGGUCAACACCUCAGACCUGAACGAGGAGCUCGGGCAGGUGGAGUAUGUUUUCACGGAUAAAACUGGCACGUUGACUCAGAACAACAUGGAGUUCAUCGAGUGCUGCAUCGAUGGCUUUCAGUACAAGUACCGCGAGUCACAGGCUGAGCUGGAUGGGUUCUCUGUAACCGAUGGGCCCAUCUACAAGGUCCAGGAAAAAGCAGGCCGGGAGAUGGAGGAUCUAUUUCUGCGAGCGCUGUGCCUCUGCCACACCGUGCAGGUAAAGGAAAGCCAGCUGGCCGAGGUGGACGGAGACCAGAUCGACUCCAUCUCAGGGGCUCAGUGUGGCUUCAUUGCCUCCUCGCCGGAUGAGGUGGCCCUGGUGAAAGGAGCGAUGAAGUAUGGCUUCACCUUCUUGGGUUUGGAAUGCAAAAACAUGAAAAUCUUGAACAGGGACAAUGAUGUCGAAGUGUACGAGCUUUUGCACAUGUUGAACUUCGAUCCUGUGCGCCGUCGCAUGAGUGUGAUCGUAAAAUCCAAAACUGGGGAGACCCUCCUCUUUUGCAAGGGGGCUGACUCCUCAAUGUUCCCUCGUUUGAGGAGGGAAGAAGUGGACAGGAUACAGGUUCACGUUCAGAGAAAUGCAAAGGAGGGUUACCGGACCCUGUGUGUGGCCUACAAGCAGCUGAGCACUGAGGUGUAUGUGCAGGUCGACGCCAGCCUCAGAGAAGCUCGUCUGGCCCUCGAGGACCGAGAGGAGAAGCUGGCCGCGGCGUACAACCGGGUGGAGACUGGAAUGACCCUCAUCGGAGCCACGGCAGUGGAGGACAGGCUGCAGGAACAAGCUGCUGAGACUAUGGAAGCUCUGCAGAGCGCAGGCAUGAAGGUGUGGGUGCUCACAGGGGACAAGAUGGAGACCGCCAAGUCCACCUGCUACGCCAGCCGCCUCUUCCAGCAGGGCACCGAGCUGCUGGAGCUGACAGUGCGCACCCUCGAGGAAGGUGGGCGACCGCGCGAGGAACGUUUGCUGCAGCUUUUGCAGGAAUACCGGGCGAAGACCCAGUGCCAUCCCGUCGGCAAGGGAGUGAACCACAGAAGCUGGUCCUCGGCAGGGCAGGACUAUGGCCUCAUCGUGGAUGGCGCCACGCUCUCCCUGGUGCUCAACGCCUCUCCCGAGACUGACAGCAGUCGCUAUAAGAGCCUCUUCCUGACUAUCUGCCAGAGCUGCACCUCUGUUCUCUGCUGCCGCAUGGCCCCCCUGCAGAAGGCUCAGAUUGUGAGGAUGGUGAAAAAUUCCAAGGGAAAUCCCAUCACACUGUCAGUGGGCGACGGGGCCAACGAUGUCAGUAUGAUUCUGGAGGCCCACGUGGGCAUUGGAAUUAAGGGAAAAGAGGGGCGACAGGCUGUCCGGAACAGUGACUACGCCAUUCAUAAGCUUAAGCACCUCAAGAAACUGCUGCUGGCCCACGGACACCUGUACUAUGUCCGCAUCGCCCAUCUGGUACAAUACUUCUUCUACAAGAAUCUUUGCUUCAUUUUACCUCAGUUUUUGUACCAGUUCUACUGUGGAUAUUCCCAACAGCCCCUCUACGACGCAGCCUAUUUGACGAUGUACAACAUCAACUUCACCUCUAUGCCCAUCCUGGCCUACAGCCUCUUUGAGCAGCAUAUCUGCAUUGAGAUCCUGCUCGAUAGCCCCACACUUUAUAGGCAGAUGGCCAAGAACGCGCUGCUGCGCUGGGGCCCCUUCUCCUACUGGACCCUGCUGGGGAUCUUCCACGGCCUGCUCUUCUUCUUCGGGGCCUUCUUUCUGUUCAGCAACCCUGCCCUGCUUUCCACUGGCCAGGUCUUCGGAAACUGGGCCUUUGGCACCGUUGUGUUUACGGUCCUUGUCUUCACUGUCACACUAAAGCUGGCCCUGGACACACGACACUGGACCUGGAUAAACCACUUUGUCAUCUGGGGCUCCCUGUCCUUCUAUAUUGUCUUCAGUUUCUUCUGGGGUGGCAUCAUAUGGCCCUUCCUGGAGCAGCAGCGGCUCUACUUCGUCUUCGCCAACAUGCUGAGCUCCGUCUCAGCUUGGCUGGCCAUCGUUCUUCUCAUCCUGCUCAGUCUGCUGCCCGAAGUCUUGCUGCUGGUGCUGAGACGGCCACGAGGUCCUCGUGUGCGUCAGAUGAGGCGACGCCUCCCUUCCUCUGGGACGUCUGCCAUCUUCAUGCUGUCCCAGACCUCCAGCAGUCACAGCUUCUCCUGGAGUGACUGAGGUCUCUCUUGCAGAUUCCUGUCUUUUUGCACCCCCGAUUUGCAUUGUUGUGGUCUGUUUGUUAUGACUGGCUUGAUACUUCCUGCAUGCGAUGGCUUGUGUACCGUUCAACCGCCUCAGUUCCCAGCCAUGACCAUGUGAAUUUGUUUUUUUGCUGAUAUUUUGAGUCCGUAGGCUUUUGUCUGACUUCAGGAAGCUCACCUUUGUACCUCCCCGCAGUUGUUGCGUCUUUGAAGCUGGCGUCUCCCUGUUUGUUUUUAGUUUUUUUUGUUUUGUCUAGUUUGAGCUCUGGUAUCCGGUGGCUGCAAAGCAGUCUGAGAGUUGUGUGCCUGCAGUAAUUCACUCCAUUAGACGCUGAAAGUCGUCUUAUCGCAUUCUCUGCCCGUGUUCUGGUGCCUGCUGCCACUGCCUGGUCGUUCAUCAGAAUAUGGCUGCAGGUAACUGGAUUUCACCGUGACGACUGCAUGCUGUUCAGCGCCGCACCAAAUUGCACGUGGUGUGUGUGUGUGUGUGUGUGUUUUUACAGCAACUGUAUUUGAGCCUGCCGCUUGACAAAAGUUUGAGAUUCAGACUUGUUUUGGUAUUUUUGGUCAUUUUACAGAGUGAAUUUAACAGCAAUGAAGAAUUUGCCAAGGGGCAAAUAUUCACUUGGAGAGGUCAUAUUGCAUAUACACACACACAUAUUCUCGUGUGUGUGUGUGGUGGAAUCACUAGCCACCCCCCCCCCCUUUUUGUGACUAGACCACCUAGUACCCCUUGAUCGGUGCACGUAUGUGUGUGUGUGUGGAUCAGAUAUACAUCACAUUAUAACUGAUGAAAACCUUUUAUUUUGUCAUUCAUUUUUAUAAAAAUCUGUGACUGCAAUCAAAAAACUAAAAAUUGUUUGCUUACCUAUGGUAUAGCUGUGCGCUGGGUUGGGGUUAAGGUUGUCGUGUGCGUGUGCGUGCGUGUGCGUGUGUGUCUCCCCGCACUUCUGGCCAAUCCUCAGAGCAGGCUGCCAUAAGUGUGUCUCACCCUUUCAGAAGAAGCCCGCUCAGUGUCCGCAGCCUGCAGGGAUUCCUCUGCUCUUGAGACCCAUUUCAAACAGACCCAGUUCUGUCCAUUGAACAGGUACCACACCACAGCAAAGUCUAAAAAGCUGUGGCUCUUAACAGUUAAAACGCACCUUCUCUUUGCACUGUUUGGGGCACAAAUUUCCUCCCCUUCCUCAAGCGACAGGGCACAAGAACCCCGCCACCACACGUAUGUCACAAGGGACUGAUCGGAAGACGGGGACUGUACGUGUGCAGCUGAGUCUCGCGUGCUGUAAGGAGAGCCUGAGUACAUUAAGGUUCACGAGCUUCAGUCUUCGUCUCCAGGGAGACCACAAGCUAUGGAAUUUCUGGAAUAUCAUGUCAUUUUAAAAAGUAUAUUCCAGAAAUGGAAAAGUCAGGGUUUUGAUCUUUUUUUUAGCCAAGUCAUGGACUAUCAGGGAAUUUUGUUUAUAGCGUGUUUUAGUUGCUACAUGCAAAUUAGCAUAUGAAGGAUAAAAUGCACGGUAAUUUCUUGUCGUAGCAGCGCAAAUACACUUAACUAAGUACGUAUCUGCGCUGAUACAACAAAGGAUUGCUGCACGUAUCGCUUCAUACAGCAAAUGCGUGUCUGCAUACCAGUUAUGUGCAUCCCUAGUUAUAGGUCAUGGAAAUUGAGCUUUUUAGUCAAAGUCAGGGAACCCUGCAGUUCUCAAAAGCUAAACAACAGUAGGGUCAGUUCAUUUAUAGUACACUCCAUAGUUUUUUGUUAAUCAAAUUAGUUUAUUAUUGCAAAAAAUGUGCAUCCUCCCUAAUUAGUUAUUAGUUAUUAUUAUUAUUGUCAUUAUUAUUAUUGUUGUUAUUAUUAUUAUUAUUAUUAGAAUAAUAACGUUUUAUUAUCACAGUUAUUAUUGCAGAAAAAAUGAAACACUUCAGUACUGCCGUUAACCUGCUACACAUCAGGUGCACCACGGUCAGGGAUGCGCAUAGCUGGUACGCAAGUACGCAUUCACCUUUAAAAGCGAUACGUGCGGCAGUCCAUUGUCGUAACUGCUAUGACAAGAAAAUUAUCAUGCCAUGUUCACCUUUAUUUGCUAAUCCGUACUUCAUUUGCGGUAUAGAGGUUAAGAUGCACGACGAUUUCUUGUCAAUUCAGCACAAAUGCACAUAAAACACGUUACGCAUUUGUACUGUUAGGACAAUCGAACGUCGCACGUAUCGCGUACCAGUUAUGCGCAUCCCUGACUCAUAGUCCCACAUGUUGUGACACGUGAGACUAAGGCUGCACACUUUCCCAUGAUUCCCUGCUCUUCAUGUCACAUGUUAUUGAAGCCAAGCCUAGAGGCUUCUGGCUUUGUCUUCCAUUCAGCCCUUUGCCUCCAUACACAUGCCUUAUAAUCUGAAUAUUCUUUUUGUUGGUGUGGGGUUUUCCUUCGACUGCAUUCAGCUUAUAUUGUGCUUAGUAUUUACAGUGCAGCUCUUUUUGGUGGUUGUGGUUUUUGGUAAUGGUCGGGUGUAGACUCCUGUCAAUAGUGUGAUGUUUUGGUGGAGGUGAGUGAUGUGACGGUUGUCUCUCUUCAUUCUUGCCGGAGUGCGACUUUGCUCAUCGCAUGAGUCAUCGUGCAUCGGCCCCCAUGUUUGUCCGAGAGACGCUUAUGAAUGCCGAUUGACAUUGUCUGUCCAGCUGCUCGGGUUGGGUGUCGGCCUCCGCCUUUGAGGAGGGCGGAAAUCGGGGAAGGUGCGCUGUAGCCGGUCCGCCGGCAUGAGAUGUGCCAUCAUUAAACUUCCGAUUUUGUUCCCCCACCAGCCAUCUGAAGACUCCCUCCUACAUGUAUAAACAUGAACCAAGGUAAAGAAAAAACAGAAGAAAUGAGAAAUGAAAUGACCCCCCGUUCCUGAUUCUCACGCGUGAUUCCUCUGGUGUUUGUCAUGCUGAUUUGGGGAAAUUGCAGAUUGGCUUUGCUGGGUGUGUCUAUGUCGUUUGAAAAUCACUCCGAUUGUUUGUUUGUUUGAUUAUUUUUUUUUUUGAGAAAAAUUGAUUUUAAUCUUUGGUGAUUUUUCUGCUGAGGGUGCCCAUUCACUUCCCUCCCUCCCUGUGGUUUGCGACAUGCUUUACAUCGUGGCUGUAGCUCUGUCCCUCAUGUCUGCUCACCUGUCCACAGAUUGCUGCUGUUGUACCUCUGUCAUACAAGCACCUGAGGGAGCAGGAGUAAGGAGCCCUGAGAGGCCCAAUCGAAGUGGCCUCCUCUCCAGCUGAGCGACUCCUCCUCAGAACCUCGUCACUGAGUACCUGCCUGCACCCCCCCUCCCCAGGACACUGUGCCACCUCAUUGCACUGUUCGCUUGGCUCACGCACUCUUCACCUCGUCAAGCUUUGCCAGACACAUUCUCACACACACACACACACACACACACAUAUACAUACAGUUACUCAGAAGUUUACAUACGCUUAGGUUGCAGUCAUUAGAACUCAUUUUUUAACCACUCUGCAUUCAGCUUCGCGCUUGUAAACUUCUGACCCACUGGAAUUGUAACAUAGUGAAUUAAUUAAAAGCAAAAUUUUCUGUAAGCAAUUCUUGGAAAAACGACAUGCACAAAGCAAAUGUCCUAACCCACCUGCAAAGACUAUGGUUUGCUAGCAUGAAAUCUGUGGAGUGGUUAAAAAAUGAGAUUAAAUUACUUUAUAAUUUACCUUAGUAUAUGUAAACUUUUGCACUUCAACUCCAGUGUGUCCAGCUAUAUAUAUAAUACACACAGACACACACACACUCUUUUAUUAUCCCAGAAGAAAUUGUUUUAUAUGCUGUAAAUAUAUAAAUAACUCUAGUUCCAAGGUGAGAGUGUUACUCUCUGGAAUGUGCCUUUUCAUAUUUUUGUUACUGUUUUUAUGCAAUUGAGGCUGUCUAGGCUGCCCCUACAGUGGCUGUUUGCUGCAGCGUUUACACACGGCCCUGUCGCCUGUCGGAAAGGGGAGCCCUAUCGCUGCCACUAGCCCGUGUUGUUAGGGGAUGACUGGAAAUGAAAGAACAAAAAGGAAACAUAGGUUUUCAGGGCCAAACUCAUUAGCAGGGCCUUCUAUGAGAAUGUUUUUUUAAAAAAAAAUUUUGAGAGGAGACAACAGUGCCACCCAAUGGCCAGAGGGCACCGCUGCAAUCACAAAGACUCCAUAAUCCUCAGACUGCAGCUCUUUUUGUGUCCCUUUGCCCUGCGGAACUCGCUGCUUCUCGAGCUGCAUGUUGUAAGUGCAUGCCGGACAGAAUCGAAAGGCAUGAAGUGACUGGGAAAGGAGAGCUUGGAACAUGGAAAAAGUAAAAGAAAAAAAACAUCCAUUGUUCACUCCAGCACUGAUUUCGGAUUUCAGAGCAGAAUCCCUGUUAUAUCAGUUGAUUAAUUUUGCGAUUCCCUUUGUUAUGGUUCAAUGUUUGUAUAUAAAGUUAAUGUAUCAUUCCAUUUAGGCAAGCAAUGAUUAUAAGAAUAUUUAGAUAUGUUUAUUUAUUCUGGGUGCCAAAAAUAUCUUUCAGAGCAGCCUACUUAUAAAUGUUUGAAUUGUCCAAAGUGCUGAGUACUCUGUGGAUCAGAGUCAAUGUGAAUUCAUACCACAGGUGAAAUCACAAGUUAAUCACUGUAACCUAUUUGUGUCUGGACAGCCAGUCUGCCCUCUACAGUCCAUAUGUGUCAUAUGUUACAACUGCAGCAUUCUUUUCUAAACGGCAAACAGCUGCACAUGUUACCACUACAUUGACCUAAGUGCACAAUCUCAGAAGCUCCCUCAACUUUAUUCUGAGCAGCCAUAUGACUCAAGUGCUCCGUCUUCUGGUAAAUGUCCAUUUCAGUUCAGCUCUGACUAAAGGCCACUGUGAACUUGGUUACUAACUCAUCAUUCCGCUUCUUACCAGAGUCUCCUUGCCCUUGAUCUCUCCUGAAUACUCCUGCAUUCUCUGGGACGAUGACUCACGCUAUUUUGUCUAUAAUCCGGCGUUAAGUGCUUCAUACAUUCCAUUUCUACAUGUCAUCGGAAUCCCGUUUAGAUACUGUGGAAUGCAUUUCGAUUUUUAAAACUUGUAAUUCUCUUUGAAAUGUUUAUUGUAAUGUGAUACUUUACUUGCAAAUGUUAUAUUUUUACUACAUUUUUAACGAUGAGAAUGAUUCUUGAGCAUUUGCCAGCUUCGAUGAGUCUGACUGGAACGGGCCGAUCGUCUCCCUUCCCUCCCUUGUCAGAGUCCUUUCCUCCUGUGACCCGUAGCCUCUGGCUCCCUGACUGGGCCAAGGUCCUGAGCGUUUAUGCCCAAAGUCUUCAGUCCACUGACUAGUGAUGUAAGCAGACUAGCAAUGUCAUUUGCGUGUGUCGUGACGAGCGAAAACAAGAUAUGGACUUUGCACUCCAGUUAAAUUGCACUUGCAGUCACCAGCAAUAUUCAGGGUGAUUCGCCUGUUCCUGGUCACAUGACCUGGGUGGCAUCCCUGUGUGUGGAGGGGGGGCACUGGGCAUAUAGGCUACCUGCUUUAUUAAAAAUAAAAUAUUAACAUUUUAAGUAACAUUAUGGAUACCGUUUUCAGUGGUUCAACUUCUUUAGUCCUCUCGUUUGCUUGAUUACAAUGCCAGUUACGUUGUGUUGCAAUGCAAGGUUUUACCAGCAACUUUUUGUAUAAAAAUGAAUAUGGUGAGGUGGCAUUGAUUCCCUCUAACAGGUGGGAGCACAGCUGAGCCAGCAAAGGCCCCACGUGCCUCUUCCAGGGCAUUACAUUGUCCAUCUGAAUGUGAAUCCUAAAGAUCAGCCAGUUUGAGGUCUUCAUCUAAUAAAGAAUCAGUACAAAA
Messenger RNA from Paramormyrops kingsleyae, 9617 nucleotides. Lineage: Eukaryota; Metazoa; Chordata; Actinopteri; Osteoglossiformes; Mormyridae. The record is from RefSeq and is a predicted model, not a curated record.